GUUUUCUAUUGACAAACAAACAUUUUGAAGGCGAUAAUUUCGCAUUGACCUAUAUCAAUAUAGUUCAAAACUAUAUUAUUAUGUGAAAGUGAUUUCAUAACACGAUACAUUGAUAAAUAAACAACGCGCCCUUUUAAAUAAUAUGUCCGUGAAUAAAAACAAAGGCCCGGUUAUUAACCCAGCGUUAUGUCGAUGCUGCCACUCAAUAAAGAAAUGCCGCCUUCUUACCGCAGAAUAUGAGUUUAACGGAUGCAAGGAGGUGUAUGCUGAUAUGUUUAUGGACAUUUUUGGUCUUCUUUUACCACAUCUAGACGGUGACAGUAUGGAUUGCUGCAUCUGUGCAACAUGCGUCAGCCGACUCAGAGAAGCCAGCGAGUUCAGGAAGCAAGUGCUGCAGUCUGAACAGUUGUUUUUAGAUUCACGUCUCAAGGAGAACGACAAGAAUGUUAUGCUGGAAAUCAAGAUAGAACCAACCUGCGACUUAGAUACCCGUGACAAUAGUGACCACUCGGCCGACCACCAUGAUAUUUCAGAUUCAGAAACCGAUACAAAAAAGCCCCAUAUAAAGGAACCUAUAGCAGUAAAUAAUUCUAAGGUGAAGUCAUUGAAAAGAACCAGAAAUGGUCACAAAGUGGACGGAAAGCAAUUAUGUACAGCUGGCAAGAUACAACGGUUGCAUAAUAAAAUGGAGAAAUUAUUAAAACCCGAAACACCGGCUGAGAAAACUCAACCGGAAAAGCUAAGCGUACCCAUCGACCAAAAUCGCAUGGCUUUAAUCAACACAGUUAUAAUAGUGACAUAUUCCUACGUCUGUCCUUUCUUCAAUCGAAUAAGCUUCUACUACUGCUUCUAUUGCAAGGACCAAUUCACCAGCCCCGUUGAACUGAGAGAGCAUACGUUAUCUCACGACUCAAAACUAUUCGAGAACACGAUAGAACAUAACAAAAUACCAAUUGUGGACAUCACGAGAAUCGAUUGCAGACUGUGCCAAGAGAAAAUCGACGAUGUCGACACAUUCAAAAAACAUAUAACCUCCAAACACCAGAAGAUUUUGUAUCCGGUGACAAAUGAGUUUUUAAAAUUCAAACUGACCGCAAACAAUUUGACGUGCACCGAAUGCGACGCCGUGUUCGCGUUCUUCGAUUCCCUAAAGAAGCAUAUGAUAGAACAUUUUGGUACCCACACGUGCGACGAGUGCGGCGCUAGGUUCAUAGAACUAUCGCUGUUGCGCUCGCACAUAAAAAAGACGCACAAUAAAGUCGAUGCGAACUACCCAUGUGAGAUAUGCGGCAAGAAUCUAAAGUCCAAAUACAGUAUGGGACUGCACGUUGCGACAGUGCACGAGAAAAAGCCGACGAUAAAUUGCUAUAAAUGCGACGCCGCGUUCCUUUCAUAUGCAUUACGGAAUCGGCACUUGAUCGAGGUGCACGGGGACAAGAGAACGUUUCCUUGCAAGUUGUGCGAUAAGGUGUACAAUCGACGGAAAACUCUGAUGGAGCACCACAGACGCAGCCAUUUGAAAGUUUUCAACCAUCAGUGCGAGCUAUGCGCCCAGACGUUCUACUUGCCUUCAAGUUUGCAGGAACAUAUGGCGAUUCACAGAGGCGAGAGGAAUUUUAAAUGCGAACAGUGUGAUAAGAGCUACCCGGGUCUGAAAUCUCUACAGUGUCAUAUGAGGUCGCACAAACGAUAGUAAUUUUUGUAUCAUCGCAAAGGGUACUUAAUUGUACUUAACAGAGUCGAUUUUUUGUAGUACUAGAGUUUUUUUGUGACAGAACUUCUCCGGGGAAGACCUAUCAACAAUAAACAUGCUUAUUUCUGCCGUUAAGCGGCAUUGUUGGAUUGCUGUGUUCCUGUCUGAAGGGCAUGGUUGCCGGAGUAAUAAGGCACAUACGGCUUAACAAGUAUGACUCAAAUUGAUGUGGCAACAACAUGAUUCCUAAGGAAAUUCUUGACCUACCAAUGCAUACAUUUAAAAAAUGUGUAAAA
Molecule: messenger RNA, 1989 nt
Organism: Pararge aegeria (speckled wood butterfly)
Lineage: Eukaryota; Metazoa; Arthropoda; Insecta; Lepidoptera; Nymphalidae
Product: zinc finger protein 236-like
Exons: 5
Coding region: 143-1693 (516 amino acids)
Biological process (GO): regulation of transcription by RNA polymerase II
Cellular component (GO): nucleus
Molecular function (GO): zinc ion binding; RNA polymerase II cis-regulatory region sequence-specific DNA binding; DNA-binding transcription factor activity
Source: RefSeq, a predicted model, not a curated record